AUGAAGUGCCCCAUUUACGCGGCGCGGCUGGCGCAGCGGUGUGCCCUCGUCACGUGGCUCUCUAUCGUCACCGUCGCUGUUUCGUAUGGAGCGGCGGAGCCCACCGCUGUGUACAUCGUGCGGUUGCGCGACCUUCCGCCAAUCUCCGCGUAUCGCGGCGGAAUCGCCGGUUUCCCCGCGACAAUACCUCCUUUCGCCGCCACCACCGCCGCCGCCGCCGCCGCCGUGAAGGCCACCGCGGCGGCGUCAGGGUUGCGCAACAUGCGCAAAUCGCUGCGCCGGUGGUUCCGCCGGCGGAACCCGAACCUCCGCCUUCCGCACGUGCAGGCUUUUGCUCGGCUUCUGGGGGAAGCGCAGGCGGCCGUCGCGAAGAAAGCGGGAAUCCCGACGAACAAAAUGCUGUACAGCUACAAGUAUUUGAGCAACGGAUUCGCUGCAGUGCUAACGGCCGCGCAAGUCGACCAGCUGCGGAAAACCGCCGCCGUGGCGGAAGUGCGGCGGAGCCUCCCCGUCCGCCCCGCGGGGCAGGUGUCCUCCCCAGCUCGCCGCUUGUUCAGCCCCGCCGCAGAGGGAAGCACAGAAUCAGCGGGAAUAGCAACCGCGGCGGGGAAGCCCGCGCCUGGGGGGAAGCCCCUGCCUGUGGGGACGCCCACGCCCGGGGGGACACUCUCGCCUAUGGGAAAGUCCCCGCCGCCCGCGCCUACGGGGAAGCCCGCGGAUAGGGGCGGCGGGGGUGGGGGGAGCGGAAAGACGAAGACUUCACAGGACAGCCUAUUAAAGUUGCCGCUGGAGCUGUGGGCGGCAAACGGUGGAGAGGAGAGCGCGGGAGAGGACGUGAUAAUCGGGGUGAUCGACAGUGGGAUCUGGCCCGAGCACCCCUCGUUCAGCGACAAUGACACGAACCCGUACGGCCCGCCACCAGCCACGUGGCAGGGCAAGUGCGACGCGUCGGCGGACUUCCCCGCGUGCAACGGCAAGGUGAUCGGAGCGCGCUUCUUUAUCGACUCGUUCGACAACAACGACCGCCAGCUCAACACCGUGGUCGACUACCGCUCGCCGCGCGACGCGGACGGCCAUGGCUCCUGGUGUGCUGGCGCAUCGGCAGGCAACAGCAACGUCCCCGUCGUGGCCAGCUCAGGCAAGCGCUUCGGCACCGUCUCAGGCAUGGCGCCGCGCGCGCGAAUCGCCGUGUACAAGGUCUUCUGGACGCAAAAAGACGGCUCGCUCAUUGCAGAGCAAGCGGACAUCGAAGCAGCGGUGAAUCAAGCCGUGGAGGAUGGCGUUGAUGUGCUCAGCAUGUCGUAUGUCAGUGAUGUAGGCACAAGCUACUUUGACGACCGGAUCUACCUCCGCGCGAAUCAGGUCGGCGUCGUGCCGAUUUUCGCCGCUGGGAAUGCAGGCCCCCCGCCCGGCUACUCGGCGUACCGCACUCUGUAUAAUUACUCACCAUGGUACCUCACUGUGGGGGCUGGCAACCUGGCGCAGCAAUACCAGACGCAGAUUACCCUCGGAAACAAGGCGGUGGUUCUAGGCGCUGGCCUUGGCGGUAAUGCAGUAACCGCCAAGGGACUCCCGUUGAUCGACGGCCGGUCUGCACCUGGGGACGUGGCGAGCCUAGACGAAGCAGAGCUGUGCUUUCCAGGCUGCCUGGACCCGGCUAAAGUAGCUGGCAAGAUUGUGAUGUGCUUGCGAGGCGGAGUGUAUUUGUUCGAGAAGGCUCGCGUGGUGGCGGCGGCGGGCGGCCUGGGGGUUAUUUUUGUGAAUGACCCUACUGGGAGCUCGGACGUUUAUUCGUCAGUGUCAGAGGCCACAAUCCCCACGGUGCAUCUGACAGCUGCGCAGGGUGCAGUAAUCCGGACAUAUAUCAAGAAGACGAAGCAGCCUACAGCAGCCAUGGCAGCUGACUGUGUAUUCGGCAAGUCUACCAUCUCCCCGCCCGCCGUAGCAGCCUUCUCCUCUACAGGCCCUCCGCUAGACCCCAUGGCUGACUCCGUCCCGGGAGGCCCCAUCAACGAUAUCCUAAAGCCGGACAUCCUCAGUCCAGGUGUCGAGCUCUGGUCGGCAGUAGCCGGUGAUAUCAAUGACAAAAUGAAGCCAGCGUUUGAUCUCCUCUCGGGAACCUCUAUGGCCACGCCGCUUGUUGCGGGGGUAGCUGCGCUGCUCGUGCAGAAAUUCCCCACGUGGACGCCCGCGCAGGUCAUGUCUGCGAUACAGACGACUGCGAACCCGAAUAACGACGCCGGGAAGCCGAUCACGACAGACAAGGGGGUGGUCGCAACGCCCUGGGAAAUGGGAGCGGGGACAGUGAGUGCUGCGAGGCUGGUUGAUCCUGGGCUCACGUAUAAUGCGGGACUGCAGGACUACAUGAAUUUUCUGGCCGGGCAAAGCAAGUAUAGGACCUCGGUGUUGUGGCCUAAGGAGGUGGUGACUCCCACUCCAGCAUACAAUUUGAACCUUCCGGGGUUAGUGUUUUCUCGGGUGAACGGCACACGGGUUGCCGUAAGGACGGUGAUCAAUGUUGCGACAAGUGCGUCGACGUAUAAAGCCAAGGUGGUACUCCCUGCUGGGGUACAAGUUACCGUUACUCCAAGCCAGUUCUCUGUGAACCCUGGAGAAUCCAAGACGUUCACAGUGGCUGUGUUGAUUGUCAAGCCUUCCACAAAGUUUGCCUUUGGCAGCUUGACAUGGGAGGAUGAGUUAGGGCACAAGGUGCGUUCUGUGCUGGCUGUGCAAUCACGUAUGGUGCUGAAGAAAAAGUAG
Molecule: messenger RNA, 2760 nt
Organism: Closterium sp. Naga37s-1
Lineage: Eukaryota; Viridiplantae; Streptophyta; Zygnematophyceae; Desmidiales; Closteriaceae
Source: the annotation of a GenBank genome assembly